Molecule: messenger RNA, 1268 nt
Organism: Rubroshorea leprosula
Lineage: Eukaryota; Viridiplantae; Streptophyta; Magnoliopsida; Malvales; Dipterocarpaceae
Source: the annotation of a GenBank genome assembly
CCCUUCUCAUUUUCUCAAUUGCUUUUGCAUUCCAGCUGGAGCUUCCUUUUCUGUUUAUCACUGCCACUCAAACUUAGUUUUCUUUCAUUUACGCCCAAGAAACUAGCCAAAGAGAGAAGAAAAUGGCAUCCGCUGGGAACAAAGUUACAGCAAUGGUGUCCAUGAUGCUGCUUCUUCUAAGCAUAACAUGCCAAGCAAAACUUUCUUCUACAUUUUAUGCAAAAACUUGUCCAAAUGCACUAAGCACUAUACGGACUACCAUUAGAUCUGCAAUCGCUGCAGAGCGCAGAAUGGCAGCUUCUCUUAUUCGCCUUCAUUUCCAUGAUUGCUUUGUUCAGGGAUGUGAUGCCUCAGUCUUACUAGAUGACGCUCCCUCUAUCGAUAGCGAGCAGAAUGCAAUACAGAAUAAAGGCUCUGCUAGAGGUUUUGGAGUCAUAGACAAAGCUAAAGCUGCGGUAGAGAAGAUAUGUCCUAGAGUUGUGUCUUGUGCAGAUAUACUUGCAGUGGCAGCAAGAGAUGCCUCUGAAUACGUAGGCGGUCCAUCAUGGACAGUGAAGCUUGGGAGAAGAGAUUCUACAACUGCAAGUCGAACCCUAGCUCAGAGUGAACUUCCCCUUACCAUAGACAACGUUGGUAAGCUCAUAUCUCGCUUUGGAAGCAAAGGGCUAAGUGCCAGAGACAUGGUCGCUUUGUCAGGUUCACAUACCAUAGGACAAGCUCAGUGCGUCACAUUUAGGAGCAGGAUAUACGAUGGGAGCAACAUCGAUGCUGGAUUUGCCAGCACUCGUCGUCGCCGUUGUCCAGCCAAUACCAAUCAAGGCAAUGCUAACUUGGCUCCACUUGAUCUAGUGACACCUAAUUCCUUCGACAACAACUACUUCAAGAAUCUAAUCCAGAAGAAGGGCCUUCUCGAGUCUGAUCAGGUCCUUUUCAGUGGUGGAUCUACAGAUAGUUUAGUCUCUAAAUACAGUAAGAACCAAGCAAGUUUCAAGUCCGAUUUCGCAGCUGCCAUGAUCAAGAUGGGAGAUAUUGAUCCUCUGACCGGUUCAAAGGGGAUCAUAAGGAGGGUGUGCAGUGCGGUCAACUAGGCUUUGGCAUCCUUCAUAUUUAGAUUUCUGAAAGUUAAAUUCCCCUCUCGCAAUUGUAGAUGUUUGUCUAAUUAAUUGUUUUUCGUGUCAAGCAUUUGAAUAAUUCAUUUCCUUUAAGUGUGAAAAGGAAUCAUUUCUAAUGCUGUUUUCCAAUCUUCAUGUAUGAAAAAUUCAUUUUGA